Messenger RNA from Bipolaris oryzae ATCC 44560, 921 nucleotides. RefSeq lists its product as uncharacterized. Bases 1 to 921 code for a protein of 306 amino acids. The transcript has 2 exons. The record is from RefSeq and is a predicted model, not a curated record. NCBI's taxonomy places the organism in Eukaryota, Fungi, Ascomycota, Dothideomycetes, Pleosporales, Pleosporaceae.
AUGCAGAGCAGAGGGAAAUUCAGAUGUAUCGGCGAUCGAGCAUCUUAUGGGGCAUCGAGGAAAAGAGCCAGUUUCCAAGGCACAGCGAGGGGGCUAGCUCGUCUGCGCUGGGCCCGACCAUCGCAAGCUAAAACCGCCCUGUCGCCCCUGUCCAUUGCGACAUUGGACAUUCUAGCGCCGACAGCCAUGCCAACGGCUGCGAGACGCUCCUUGCACCCGCUCGACGCCUCCGCGCAUCACGCCGGCCGUGCGUACGUGUGGUGGUGCGUGGGUGAGGGAGAGAGGACGAGUGAGACGAGUGAGGGCUUGUGUGUGUGUCUACAAAAGAACGGCACCCAUAUCCGAGAGGCUUUGGAUGUUGAUGAUCGUCGAGCGGAGCGGCGUAUGAGUGCAGGUGCUGGAGGGCAGAGGGUGCUAGAGCAUGUCGAAAAGGGUAGGUGGGGAGAGGGGGAGUGGCCGUGGGAGCAUCAUGGUUCGCCGGAAACAGUGAUUGUCGCGGCCCAGACCUCGAGUAUUUGCCUCGCCUGCCCAUCUCUCCCUCUCUUGCCUCGCCUGCCCGCCGCCAGACCGCCAGUUCGUCACGCAGGGAACGUCACCCGCCAAUCCAAAAUGCCCCCCCUCGUCGUCCCCUCCCCCACCCAUCCCUGCCGCCACCGCUGCUGCUCUUCGGCCCGCUCUCAUCUUGCUGCACAUCCUCGCCCUGCUCCCCUAGCCCCCCUAGCCCCCAAGCACCCAGGCCGGCCUGCCUGUUUGCCUGCCUGCCUGCCUGCCUGCACCUCGACAGUGCAUACAUGCUUAGUACACAAGUACACAAGUACACAUACAUGUACAUGUACAUACUACUUGCAUGUGCAUGGCUCGUCUCCAGGCCCUCCAGCCCCAACUGCCCGGCUCGUGUGCGUAGCCCGCUUGCGACGGUAG